AGUACCCAGAAUGCAGUGGGUCUAGAGUGGAAGUGCCAUGUACACUUUGAGGGCACUCUAAGAGCACGCUUAGGCAAGUUAAGCGCUCUUUGCAGCUAAAGAGUCUUACAUCAAGAGUCCUCUAAAGAGUGCUAUAGCUCGAUCACUGAUUUAUUUAUAUAGUUAGUCAGUUUGUUUAUUGAAUUCGGAUAUCGAAUCAACCGGAAGAACUCGGCGGCCACUUGUACUUCUUAAACGCGGAAACGGGAGAUUGUGAUCGAAAAACGAAAACGGAAAAUUGCGUGUCGCGAGUGUGCUUCCAGAUUCUCCAGGUUUUUGUGCGCCGAAAAAGUGAACAAACUCCAAAACUGUUUUCGCGCCUGUGAGUGUGUGUGAGUGUGUCUCUUUUGGAAGUCUGCGAAUGCAAAAUAUCGUAAUAUUUAAACAAAGUGCAUGUGGUGAUAUUAACUAGGCCGGGAAUUGGCUGGAUUGCCUAAGUUCGGCACAACAGGGUCCUGGAGCACAUGUCUGGCGGUGGCAACUACGGGGAAGGUCCCGUGGUGCAGGACCGAUCUGACUUGCAUGGCCUGCUGCCCGAACUCAAUGGAGUCGAGCUGGCUAUGAGCCUCAGUCCAAAGCAUCACCAUCAGGGAGGUCAGCAAGUUCUAAGCCAUCUACAGCAGUUGCAUCACUCUACGCCGUUCAGCGUCACCGACAUUCUCAGUCCCAUUGAGGAAAGCUAUCGCAAAUUGGAAUUGGCAGCGAAUCCACCAUCACCUUACAGAUCCACAUCGAGUGGAAGCAGCAUAAAUUCACCAGGAGCCAGUGUUCUUCCUUCGUCGAGUACAACCAGCACGUGCGGGAUGAACGGCGGAUACCCUGUGAUGGGCCAGUUUGGCAGUGGGCAAUAUUGCCCUGUGUCUGAAAACCUCGGUCUUGCGCCGCACUUCCCCGGAUGGUAUCAAAGUUCAGCGACGGAUCCACGCUUUGCCAUAUCCCGCUUGAUGGGCAGCACGGCGGCGGGCAGCAACAUGGGCCACGCCGGGAUGCCAGGGCUGGGAGCGUGCGCCGUGCCCGACUCGAAGCCGAUGCAAUUUCCUCUGGCGCAGCGGCGGAAAAGGCGGGUGCUGUUCACGCAGGCACAGGUGUACGAGUUGGAGCGGCGUUUCAAGCAACAAAAGUAUCUCUCAGCACCCGAACGAGAACAUUUAGCAUCUUUAAUUCAUCUCACACCAACACAGGUUAAAAUAUGGUUCCAGAAUCAUCGAUACAAGUGCAAACGUCAAGCGAAAGAGAAAGCGAUGGCGGAGCAAAAUCAACACAAUCAGAGUUCUAGUUCACCUCGUCGUGUAGCUGUCCCAGUCCUUGUCAAAGACGGCAAACCCUGUUCGGGUGGUUCGGGCAGCGCCUCCGGAAAUCAAUCCUCAGCAUCGGCAGUAUCAGCUUCGGAGGUGAGCCGCAGCCAGCAGAGCGGCGUGUGCCAGUCGCAGCAGCAGGCGCAGUGCAUGUCCAACGGCGGGCUGGCGAUGGCCUACCGCCAGCAGGCAGGCAACUACCAGCAGCAGUGCGGGACAUACCUGCCGCUUCAGGCGAGGGCAUGGUAGUAACGCGGAACGCAAACACCCGCGGCAACCGAGGGAGUUUGUAUGUACAUACGCACAUCACGUACACACACAACUACACAGUUAGGUGUAUCGUAUAGUUUUCCAACACAAUCCGUAGGUAAUACGACCCAUUACACCCCAAUAUAGACAUUAGAGAAAUAUUUGUGUCGUACUUUGCAAUACUGCAAUAUUAUUUGGUUUCAUUUUCUAAGCAGACAAAUAAUAACACUAAUGUAAUCUAAUCAUAUAUAAUUUUGCGAUAGUGGGUGAUUUUUAAUUCAAUGUAUCACUAUGUCAGAUGUAGGUGCAUCAAAAAACUAGCAAAUAACAUAAAAUAUUAAUAAAUAAAUUGAAAUUUAAAAUAAAUACGAAACAAAGCAAUAUACAAAAAUAAAACAUAAUUAAGUAAAUACACUUAAAUUAAAAUUUACUUUUCUGCUUAACAAAAUACUUCCGAUUGUAAGCGUUUGAAACGAUUGUAAAUAUGACUAAUUAAACACAGACGAUGUUGAUGUAAAAUGACAUUGUCAAUGUAAAUAUGCUAGCUCAUAGUGAACAAAAAUUAUAUAGUUAAGCGAUGUGGCGUCUCUCAUUUGCAUUCCAGCAUUCUCGAUUCACGAUGUAUCAUAAAAACAUAUGUAUUUAAUAUGCGUACGCGAAAUUUAUUAUAAUACGAUUAACAGACUAACAUUUAGGUGAAUUUGUAAUCAAUUGUGUGUAUAGAUAUGAGUAUCUCAUAAAAAUGUUUAUUGAAAUGAAUAAUUAUGUAUUGUAAACAGUGGAUUAAGGAUUAAAUAAUGUUAAAGUAUUUAAAACAAA
Molecule: messenger RNA, 2402 nt
Organism: Dalotia coriaria
Lineage: Eukaryota; Metazoa; Arthropoda; Insecta; Coleoptera; Staphylinidae
Gene: scro
Product: homeobox protein Nkx-2.1-like
Biological process (GO): cell differentiation; regulation of transcription by RNA polymerase II
Cellular component (GO): nucleus
Molecular function (GO): RNA polymerase II cis-regulatory region sequence-specific DNA binding; DNA-binding transcription factor activity, RNA polymerase II-specific
Source: RefSeq, a predicted model, not a curated record